Molecule: messenger RNA, 1491 nt
Organism: Akanthomyces muscarius
Lineage: Eukaryota; Fungi; Ascomycota; Sordariomycetes; Hypocreales; Cordycipitaceae
Exons: 2
Coding region: 1-1491 (496 amino acids)
Biological process (GO): amino acid transmembrane transport
Cellular component (GO): vacuolar membrane
Molecular function (GO): amino acid transmembrane transporter activity
Source: RefSeq, a predicted model, not a curated record
AUGACGGGACAGAACCCCGAGGCUCCGGCGCCUGUGUCCUCCAAGGACCAUGGCCCCGAGGGCACCGCAUCCACGAAGCAGAGCGCCGGCUCUCGGCAAGGCGCGCUGCUGCCCGCGCAGCAGGACCCCGAAGUUGGCUUCGAGCACAGCGACGAGCUGGACAACGACCAGAUGAAGCAGCUUGCUGCCUCUGGAAACGCCCACUUCCAUCGCCUCGGCUGGAAGCGCCUUGCAAUUGUCACCAUUGUCGAGGCCGUCGCUCUCGGCGCGCUAAGUCUGCCCAAGGCAUACGACACGCUGGGAAUGUUCCCCGGCGUCUUCCUGACCAUUAUGCUGGGCUUUAUUGCCAUCUUCACCAGCUACAUCGUCGGUCAAGUCAAGCUCAAGUACCCUGAAGCGGCUAGCUAUGCCGAUGCGGGACGCCUGCUACUCGGUCGCUUUGGCUACGAACUCUUCGGUGCUGCUAUGGUUCUUGAACUGGUUAUGGUUGUCGGAUCGCAUGCGCUGACUGGCAGCAUCGCGCUGGGAGAUCUCAACAACGGACACGUCUGCUCCGUUGCCUUUUCUGCCAUUUCCGCAAUCAUUCUGCUGGUUCUGGCCAUUCCCCCCUCCUUUACUGAAGUCGCUAUCCUCGGCUACAUUGACUUCGUGUCCAUUAUUGUCGCGAUUGGCAUCACCAUCAUUGCGACGGGCAUUCAGGCCACCAACAGUGAGCACGGCCUGAAGGGAGUUGAUUGGAGAACCAUGCCCAAGGAAGGCCUCAGCUUUUCCGAAGCAUUUGUCGCUGUGAGCAACAUCAUCUUCGCCUUUAGCUUCGCCAUUGGCCAAUUCUCCUUCAUGGACGAGAUGCACACCCCGACCGACUAUAUGAAGUCUAUUUGGGCGUCGGGAACCAUCCAGAUCUGCAUUUACACGCUGACCGGUGCUUUGUGCUACGCCUUUAUUGGCAGCAAUGUGCUCGCGCCAGCUCUACUGUCGGCCGGUCCUACCAUCUCAAAGGUGGCUUUUGGCGUGGCAUUGCCUGUCAUCUUCAUCUCUGGUUCCAUCAACUCCACAGUUGCUCUGCGAUACAUUCACGGCCGUAUCUGGAAGAAGUCCAUCGUCCGAUAUGUCAACACCCCUCAGGGCUGGUUCUGGUGGAUUUCCCUGGUCACCGUCUUUACCAUCAUUGCUUGGAUCAUUGCUGAGGCUAUCCCCAUCUUCUCGGACUUGCUGUCGCUUGCCUCUGCUCUGUUCGUCUCGGGAUUUUCUUUCUGGAUUCCGGCCGUCAUGUGGUUCUAUCUUCUCUGCGAAGGCCCGUGGUUCUCACGCAAGAAUAUCCUCAUCAGUCUCGGAAGCAUUCUCGCUUUCAUUGUUGGUAUUGUGACUCUGGGCGCUGGCACCUAUGCUACAAUUAAAGAUAUCAUUGACCAAACCACUCACGGUGACACCCAUCGUCCAUUCGCUUGCCGCCCGCUUCCGACCGUCGGUAACGCCACGGCUGGACACUGA